This is a messenger RNA of Cryptomeria japonica (Japanese cedar), 2550 nucleotides long. RefSeq lists its product as uncharacterized. Lineage: Eukaryota; Viridiplantae; Streptophyta; Pinopsida; Cupressales; Cupressaceae. The record is from RefSeq and is a predicted model, not a curated record. The coding region runs from base 295 to 2004 and encodes 569 amino acids. The transcript is spliced from 5 exons.
CUCUCAUUUAAGAGAAUAGAUAGCCGAGAGAGGGAACAGAAGCCAAAACGAUCACUCAAAUCUUACAAAUCACUUUACUUAUUUGUUUGCUGGGUGUAAGUACUGUGCAAACUUCACAGCACUGAAGCUAAAUAUUAGCACAAUUUAUGGCUCACAAUUUCAUUUAUACAUAACCCAUCGGGAGCAAACACGAGAGAACCCCAACAUCCAUGUGUUAUUUUUCACAGAUUUUCCAAUGCCGAAUCCUCAGAUCUCUUAUUGCCAGUUCUCUGCAAGGUGACAUUCUCCUUUGGAAUGGGAAAACCCAACGAGGGCUCCAAUCCUGCAGGCAAUGAGGAUGGGGAGGAAAUUCGGGAGUCAUCUGGCUGUAGUUGCAAUGCUUGUGCUUCAAGCAUCUGCACAGGGAAGAUACGGAAGUAUGUGGUUGCAUUGGUUCUCUCUCUGAACCUGUUGGCAUUUGGGGUUUGGUCACUUCCAAUAUUUGGGAAGAAUAAUCGGACGUCUGCGGGACUUGCAUCAGCAAAUAAUCUGCAAGCUCAAAUACAAGCAAGCUUUAGGCUCCAGAAAUCAUUAUCUGCUGUCAAUGCUAAUGUUCCAAAGUUGGAAGGUGCCAUAUCGGAGGAAGUAGGUGUUCCCUUCACAAAGGUUGCAGUGACAUCGAUAGAGCCAUUAAAUGCUACAAACUCGACUGAGGUUAUAUUUGACAUUCUUCCAGAUCCAGAGAACACAAAUAUUUCAUCAUAUGGCCUUUUUUGGUUAAGAGAAACAUUCAUUGCUCUGUUAUCAGGGAGUUAUAAUCUUUCUUUGAAAUCGGAAGCUUUUGGAGAUGCUUCUUUUUUUGAACUGUUGAAGUUUCCUGGAGGAAUUACAGUUGUGCCUAAACAGAAAGUUUUUCCUUUGCAACGAAACCCAGUUCUCCUUAAUUUUACAUUACACAGCACAAUUGCCCAAGUUGUUCAAAAUCUAGAUCAGCUAAGAAAGCAGUUGAGCAUUUAUUUACGAGUCCGGCCCAACGAGAAUGUGUUUGUUCAGUUAACAAAUCUGCAAGGGUCAACUGUGAAUCCCCCAGUUAUAGUUGAGACAUUUAUUGUGUCAGUGGUGGGGAAGAAGGCUCUACCAACUCCAAGACUAAGGCAGUUGGCUCAUGAAAUCAAUCCGUCAAGUAACCUGGGACUUAAUCACACUCUUUUUGGCAAAGUAAAGCAGAUUCAGUUGUCAUCAUAUCUGAGAUACCCUUCAAGUCCUCCACCUUAUCAUCUUUUUAGUCCAGUCUCAUCACCUUCAGAAAGUACAUUUAUUAGUCCAACACAUUCCACACCUCCCUCUUAUGACCAACAUGUUAUUGCUCCAUCUCCUAACAAUGCAGUUCCAGCACCAGUUUCCCACCACCAUGCUGAUUCUCCCUGCUACCGGCAUGGCUUAAUUCCAUAUCAUCACCAUGUAUUUGCACCCUCUUCUUAUCAUUCACAUAAUCAUUGUAACCUACAUCAUGCUUCAAACCCUGUUAAAUGUAGGCAUAGAGGGCAUGCUCCGAUCUCUGGGUUGAAUGGAGAAGCACCUUCACCCUCACCUAGCAUGGCUAAGCCUUUUGGGCACCACCAUCAUAGAACAGUAGCUUCUGCACCCCAUGUUAUAACUUCUGUUCCUCCUGCCUUCUCUCCACAGGACGGCCUUUCUCCUCAAGCUCGGCACCUGGGUGGUCACUCUUUUGCUUCAGCUUCACCUGCUCCAUCUCCUUUACCAUACUACUCUGUUCCUAAAAGUGCUCCACCUGCUUCAAGUGGCAUGGUUUCAUCACCUAAAUCUCCACAUCUCUCUCCAGAAGGGUUAUCUCAUUCUCCAUCUCCGCAAAAGACUAGGAUGUCUCACCCAGAUCUGCCAGAAAAGAUUUCCCCUGCUCCGGCUUUCUCAGAUGUUUCAUAUUCAUCCUAUUGUGUAGGUCCUACUCAGUUGAUCAUCAGAUCACUGAUUUUGGCGGGAACUGUUUUAUCUGUGUUGGUUUGAAGAAAGACAGUGGAACCUUAAGUUGAUGAUGCAGCCAGCUUAAUUAUAUUAUUUGACAUCAAGUGAUUGUGUUCUUGUAAUUCUCCUUUAAUUUCAUCAGAAAUAAUAUUUCUAGCAGGCUUCCGGCUCCAAGGAUGCUAUCCAACUUGCUAUGUUUUAACAGUAAUGCUUGUUAGGACAGUUUUGAGUUUUCUCGUCCUGUGAAUUCUGAGGACAAGACUCUGAAGUACGGAAAAUUCAGUAUUAUUAUCAAAGCUCUAGACUAGCAAAUCAAGCUUGAUUAAAGGCAGAAAGGUUUUAAGACCAAGUGGGAUAUGCUAUGUGAUUUAUUAUGUAAGGGCAUAUCUAUCUGUAUAUAAAGUGCUGCUUGUUUACACAAAAUAUGUAAGCAAGUGUAUCUUCUGGUCAAAGCUGCAAAGGUGGCAGGCCACUCGUCACACGUAUUUCCAAUAAUAUAUGUUUUAUGUUGAACUAUGAAAAACCCAUGCAGGGUUUGGUUUCAUGAAAGGUUCUCUUGCUUGAAAGUAAAGCAUAGACUUUUUUACA